GGUGGCUCCCUCUGGCCAUAAAUGAAUCGGCGUCUCCUUUCAAGGGUCCCGCAGGCCUCUAGCACGCUAACAACGCGCGGUCCGGGUCAGGCAAUCCGGCAAACCCAAAUUACCAGGCCGAGCUGAGGAGGGCCUGGAGAACAGUAACCGAGGUAAAAAGAAAUGGGGUCCCUCCAAUUCGUUCUAACCGCGCCUAAAGCCACUCUUAUUCCUGGCUCCCAUUCCCAAAGGAUCGGAUUCGCCACCAUCUGGGUACAUCUCCAGGCUUGCUACCUGCAGAUACCUUGGAGGCUCUCUGCUCUCCUCAUUCUCCCCCACACCCCCUUCCCAAGGCACCCCAACUUUCUCCAGCUCUCUCACCUGAACCCCCGAAGCGCAGUUUCUUCUUUCUGGACUAAAGCCGAACCCGUCGCCAGUGGAAAGGCCUCCCACCCCCACCCAGCCUAGGCUGCAAACCACUUGCUUUACAAGUCCAAAGGUCACCUAAAGUUUGGCUGAUAAACAGAAUCGGUGAAGAAGAUUUGGAGCCCCCCAGCGUGAGUACAAUGGGCUCUGGCAAGUCCCAAUCCCGGCCCAAGUCUCUGGCUCCGUUGGACUGUCCCUUAGGCUCUCCCACUUUCUCGGUUUUUCCCCCUCCCCACCACCAUUUGCAUCUUGCCGAAAGUCGAGCCCUUCCCACUCAUUUGCAUAUCUUAUAUGGCCUAAUGGUGGCGAUCAUGGCAAGUUAGAAGUUUUCUGACUCCUCUCGGAGGAGUCUCCGGGACCCCAGAGAAUAACAGGUGUCUGAAAGCUAAAGGGUGGAGGGGUUCCAGGACUUGGGGUUCUCUUGUAAAACUCCCCUCCACCCUCCUCUCUCACAUCCACCCAUCCCCUCAACCCCUUCUUUUUCUGUCCUUGGAAAAUGGUGUCCAAGCUCACGUCGCUCCAGCAAGAACUCCUGAGUGCCCUGCUGAGCUCCGGAGUCACCAAGGAAGUGCUGAUCCAGGCCUUGGAGGAGUUACUGCCGUCCCCGAAUUUCGGGGUGAAGCUGGAGACACUGCCCCUGUCCCCCGGGAGCGGGACGGAUCUCGACACCAAGCCGGUUUUCCAUACCCUCACCAAUGGCCACGCCAAGGGCCGCUUGUCUGGGGACGAGGGCUCAGAGGACGGCGACGACUAUGACACUCCUCCCAUCCUCAAAGAGCUCCAGGCGCUCAACACCGAGGAGGCCGCGGAGCAGCGGGCCGAGGUGGACCGGAUGCUCAGCGAGGACCCGUGGAGGGCUGCCAAAAUGAUCAAGGGAUACAUGCAACAGCACAACAUCCCCCAGAGGGAGGUAGUUGAUGUCACAGGCCUGAACCAAUCCCACCUCUCUCAACACCUCAACAAGGGCACCCCUAUGAAGACCCAGAAGCGAGCUGCCCUGUACACCUGGUACGUCAGAAAGCAACGGGAGAUCCUCCGACAGUUCAACCAGACAGUCCAGAGCUCUGGAAACAUGACAGACAAAAGCAGUCAGGAUCAGCUGCUGUUUCUCUUUCCAGAGUUCAGUCAACAGAACCAGGGGCCUGGGCAGUCAGAGGACGCCUGCUCUGAGCCCACCAACAAGAAGAUGCGCCGCAACCGGUUCAAAUGGGGGCCCGCAUCCCAGCAAAUUUUGUACCAGGCCUACGACCGGCAAAAGAAUCCCAGCAAGGAAGAGAGGGAGGCCUUAGUGGAGGAGUGUAACAGGGCAGAAUGUUUGCAACGAGGGGUCUCCCCCUCCAAAGCCCACGGCCUAGGCUCCAACUUGGUCACGGAGGUCCGUGUCUACAACUGGUUUGCAAACCGCCGGAAGGAAGAGGCAUUCAGGCAGAAGCUGGCCAUGGAUGCCUAUAGCUCCAACCAGACACACAACCUGAACCCCCUGCUCACCCAUGGCUCCCCUCACCACCAGCCAAGUUCUUCUCCACCCAACAAGCUGUCAGGAGUGCGCUAUAGCCAGCCGGGAAACAAUGAGGUCACUUCCUCUUCGACAAUCAGUCACCAUGGUAACAGUGCCAUGGUGACCAGCCAGUCGGUGUUACAGCAAGUUUCUCCGGCCAGCCUGGACCCGGGCCACAGUCUCCUCUCACCUGACAGUAAAAUGGAGCUUGCCAGGGAGCAGCUAGAGUAUGGAGACAAAAAGACCCAGGCUAGGUUUGCUUCCACAGGCCUCAACACCUCCCAAGCCCAGGGUGUCCCAGUCAUCAAUAGUGUGGCUAGCAGCCUGGCAGCCCUACAGCCCGUCCAGUUCUCUCAACAGCUGCACAGCCCUCACCAGCAGCCCCUCAUGCAGCAGAGCCCCGGAAGUCACAUGGCCCAGCAGCCCUUCAUGGCUGCGGUGACUCAGCUACAGAACUCCCACAUGUAUGCACAUAAGCAGGAACCCCCUCAGUAUUCCCACACCUCCCGGUUCCCGUCUGCGAUGGUGGUCACAGAUACCAGUAGCAUCAACACCCUCACCAGCAUGUCUUCCAGUAAACAGUGUCCACUGCAAGCCUGGUGAUACCCACAUAACCACUCUGUGCAUAGCAACGAGGACCCCAUUUUCCACACCAUCAGUCUCUGGGCGUCCAUCAUAGAGAAGUCCAGCGACCUGACAGGCACCUGGGAACCCAGGAGAGAAAGAGGUCCCUGCUCACCUGACAUCCUGCUGGGCACCACGGACAAGCCACUCUCAAGAGCUGUAGCCUGAAGCCCAGCUUCCCUUCUUUGCAGUAUUGUCAUGAAGCAUCUCCUAGGAUGCCAAGCGCUCUUGUUUCUCCCAGAGGUGGCCGGUGUAAAAUGGUGCAACAGGAAGCGAGAAACCCAUGGAGUCUCCCCUGCAACCCUUCAUCGAACAAACUGAUGCAAAAACUUGAAUCUGUUACUGAAAUAAGAUGAGGACCGAGGAGGAUGUGUGCUAAUGAACUGAGCCAGACACUGUAAAUACUGACAGACCCCCCCUCCCCCAUCCCAGAUGAUCUCAAGAUUUCUUCUAAAGAAGUAAAUUUGUCCAAUGGGUGUAAACUAUAAACGACUGUAAUUAAGUGCAAUUUUCCUUCCACGUAUCUACCCCUGCCCUGUAUAUAAUACUAAAGUGUCUAUCACUUUUCUUUGUAAAGGUCAGAGUUGAAAUUCCAAGAGUGACUUGCUCCCUUCCCCUUCCCCACUGAAAACUACCCAGAGUGGGAAAUGAAUUUCUUCACCAGCACCCCUCUGGCCACAGGGAUGGCAUACUUUGGACAGACUGCCAGCUAACACCCCCCACCCCCAUGUUAAGACACACCUCUGGAUCCCUAGGGGUGAGACAUAGUGGCAGCAAGAUGCCCUAGCAUCCUGUGGGCCUGGGCGGGGACACUGACUGGCUGACAGCCAUCUCAGGAAGCCUCUCAUUAAAGCAAUUUAUUUUGUCACUGC
Grammomys surdaster is the source of this 3399-nucleotide messenger RNA. It is a transcript of the gene Hnf1b, whose product is annotated as HNF1 homeobox B. The transcript has 9 exons. Gene Ontology annotation, molecular function: RNA polymerase II cis-regulatory region sequence-specific DNA binding; DNA-binding transcription factor activity, RNA polymerase II-specific. Lineage: Eukaryota; Metazoa; Chordata; Mammalia; Rodentia; Muridae. Gene Ontology annotation, cellular component: nucleus. The coding region runs from base 902 to 2506 and encodes 534 amino acids. The record is from RefSeq and is a predicted model, not a curated record. Gene Ontology annotation, biological process: pancreas development; positive regulation of DNA-templated transcription; insulin secretion.